AUGAGCAUCAUUGAUAAGGAGUUUGAGCGCCUGAAGAAUAUGCGGGAGAUCCGUUUGAACAAAGACGUCAUGAAUUACCUCGAUCAAACACACAAAGAGAUCCAACUCAGGGGCAUAUGUAACCCCAGAGGCCCGCAUAAGAAGUCUCUCGUCCAUUUCGCCGCGAUGGGAGAUUGUACCUCUCUACUCCAAAGUAUGCUGGACGCCGGUGCUCCCGUUGGCGAUCGUGAUCAGAAUAAAUGA
Messenger RNA from Penicillium waksmanii, 243 nucleotides. RefSeq lists its product as uncharacterized. The transcript has a single exon. Lineage: Eukaryota; Fungi; Ascomycota; Eurotiomycetes; Eurotiales; Aspergillaceae. The coding region runs from base 1 to 243 and encodes 80 amino acids. The record is from RefSeq and is a predicted model, not a curated record.